AUGACGCUGAUUCCAUCUUCGGUGCCAAGCACUGCAGCUGUUCUGGUCCUUACUGAGAACGAUCUGGCUGGUGUUGACCUUCCACCUCAGUCUAGCUUCGCCGCGCUCGAUAUUGUAAAUGGUCCUAGAGAAAACAUAAAGCAUGAUCACUACGACCACGUUUGCGUGUUAGCGAGAAGCGAAGAUGCCCUCAAAUCACUUUGCCAUGUUGCUUACGCUGCGGCGAAGGUUGGGGCGAAAAUUUCUGUACAAGGAGCAGAGCUGCCGUCCUCAGCGCUGCUCAAAAGGAUUCGCAUGGCCGGUUUCGUCGUCGACGAAGCAAUUUCAACCCAAGGAGCUACAGCGAUGGGCAUUAAGCCGUCAUUUGAUGGGCAAAGUGUUCCAUUGAAACUUCCAUCCGCAGGGCAUAAGGUUAACAUCGAUGACGACGACAUUGUGGAUGAAGAUGCGCUUCUGGAGCCUGAAGAUCUGAAAAAGCCUACAGAGGGAGACCUGAAAGUCGAAUGCGGCGAGAAAGAAGGGAAGAAAAGACGAGCAUGCAAGAAUUGUACCUGCGGACUAGCAGAACAAGAAGAAGCUGAGAAAAUUGCUGAGCCACGUAAGGGUGGUUGUGGUAACUGUGCGCUUGGCGAUGCUUUCCGCUGUGCGACAUGCCCAUAUCUAGGAAUGCCACCGUUCAAGCCAGGAGAGACUGUGAAGCUUGCUACAGUGGAUGAUUUUUGA
Messenger RNA from Cylicocyclus nassatus, 723 nucleotides. The record is from the annotation of a GenBank genome assembly. Lineage: Eukaryota; Metazoa; Nematoda; Chromadorea; Rhabditida; Strongylidae.